UCUAGGGUUUUCAAGUGUACACCAUAUAUAUUUAUGUCACCGAACAAAAACCUCCUCUCUCUCUGUUAACCUCACGCAAAGACAACCAGUCUCUCAAGUAAAGUCUGUAGCUGCGUAGGGUUUUAUACUUUCACCGAGAUCUAAGCAUGGCGGAUGUGGAACCAGAGGUUGCUGCGGCUGGAGUCCCGAAGAAGAGGACGUUCAAGAAGUUUGCCUUCAAAGGAGUCGAUCUCGAUGCUCUUCUCGAUAUGUCUACUGAUGACCUUGUCAAGCUCUUCCCUUCUCGUAUUCGUAGAAGGUUCUCUAGAGGUUUGACCAGGAAGCCAAUGGCUCUGAUUAAGAAGCUUCGCAAGGCGAAAAGGGAGGCACCACAAGGUGAGAAACCAGAACCAGUGAGAACCCACCUGAGGAACAUGAUCAUUGUCCCUGAGAUGAUCGGAAGCAUCAUUGGUGUGUACAAUGGAAAGACGUUUAACCAGGUCGAGAUCAAGCCUGAGAUGAUUGGUCACUACCUGGCUGAGUUCUCCAUCUCAUACAAGCCGGUUAAGCACGGUAGGCCUGGUGUUGGUGCUACCCACUCCUCUCGUUUCAUUCCUCUCAAGUGAGGGAAGAGCUUGUUAUACUCGUGGAAUGUGUUCCAUCCGUUUUUGUUGUUGUUUUAUGAUGAGACAGAUACUACUUCUAUGCGUUAUUAUGUCACCUUGAUCUUAAAAAUCAAAUCCUUUCGAGUUUCUUUA
Raphanus sativus (radish) is the source of this 737-nucleotide messenger RNA. RefSeq names its product 40S ribosomal protein S15-1. The record is from RefSeq and is a predicted model, not a curated record. Gene Ontology annotation, cellular component: cytosolic small ribosomal subunit; ribosome. Gene Ontology annotation, biological process: translation; ribosomal small subunit assembly. The transcript is spliced from 4 exons. The coding region runs from base 147 to 605 and encodes 152 amino acids. Gene Ontology annotation, molecular function: RNA binding; structural constituent of ribosome. Lineage: Eukaryota; Viridiplantae; Streptophyta; Magnoliopsida; Brassicales; Brassicaceae.